Messenger RNA from Ustilaginoidea virens, 858 nucleotides. RefSeq lists its product as uncharacterized. The transcript has a single exon. The record is from RefSeq and is a predicted model, not a curated record. The coding region runs from base 1 to 858 and encodes 285 amino acids. Gene Ontology annotation, molecular function: ATP hydrolysis activity; ATP binding. Lineage: Eukaryota; Fungi; Ascomycota; Sordariomycetes; Hypocreales; Clavicipitaceae.
AUGCCACCAACCCCCCCCCGCAUCCAGGUCAACAACCUCUCGUACAGCUUCCCCGACCACGCCACGGGCGUGCGCAACAUCGUGCUCGACCUGCCGCCUCGCUCGCGCACCCUCCUAAUCGGGGCCAACGGCGCCGGCAAAACGACGCUGCUCCGCCUCCUCGCCGGCAAGCGCCUCGCGCCCAGCAACACCAUCGCCAUCUGCGGCGUCGACCCCUUCAAGGAGUCGGUCGAGGGCGUCACGUACCUCGGCCUCGAAUGGGUGCUCAACCCCAUCGUCCGCAACGACAUUGGCGUCACGGAGCUCCUGCGCUCCGUCGGCGGCGACGCCUUCCCCCGCCGGAGGGACGAGCUCGUCGCCAUGCUGGACAUUGACACGGCCUGGCGCAUGCACGCCGUGUCCGACGGCGAGCGCCGCAGGGUCCAGCUCGCCAUGGGGCUGCUCCGGCCCUGGACCGUCCUCCUGCUCGACGAGAUCACCGUCGAUCUCGACGUGCUCAGCCGCGCCGAGUUCCUGGCCUGGCUGAAGCGCGAGACGCAGCAGCGCGAGUGCACUGUCGUCUACGCCACCCACAUCCUGGACAACUUGGCCGGCUGGCCCACGCACCUGGUGCACAUGCACCUCGGCACCGUCAAGGAGUGGGACGAGACGGACAGGAUGCUCGGGUCCAUCGACGGCACCGUCGCCAGGUCCGGCAACAGCCGCCUGGGCGAGCUGGUCCUGGGCUGGCUGAGGGAGGACCUCGAGGCCCGGGGGCCCAGGAGCAGCCUCAACCUGGGGUCCGAGGGCAAGACGUAUAAUUUCGGAAGCAUCGGGAUUGGCGGCUACGGCGACGAGUCGAAGCAAAAGGCGGUAUAA